UGUCUCUCUCUCUCUCAUAAAAUGUCUCUCUCUCUCCAACUCUCACUUCCCUCACUAAUGGCGAACCCUCUCUUCCCUCGACCCAACCUCAUUCCCCUCCCCCCAAACUCUCACGCGCGGCACCUCCUCCUCCCGCCUUGUCCUCACGCGCCUGUCCGCGUCUCCGUGCAGCGCGAAAUCACAGAACAAGAAGCCGAGGAGAGAGGUGACAUUGGGAACUUGAAGAAGCCUUUAGGGCUCCAAACCCCGUCGCCGGAUGGGAAACAGUCCGACGAUUCGUAUCUCUUCUCGGCCGGUCUCCGGCGAGAGUCUCUGCCCAAGCACGUGGCGGUUAUCAUGGACGGGAACCGCCGCUGGGCCCGCCUCAGGGACUUGCCGGUGGAUUCGCGCUACGAGGCGGGUCUCCGGUCACUGAGAGCGGUGGUUGAGCAUUGUUGCAAAUUAGGCAUUGAGUUUCUCACCGUCUUCGCCUUCUCGAUUGACAUUUGGUUCCGUCCGAAAGUGGAAGUUGAGUUCCUGAUGAGUCUAUUCGAACAAGGAGUAAAAAAUGAAUUAGGAAGCUUUCUCCAAAAAAUAGUCUUUCUUUUCUAUGUGGAAUUUAGGAUUUUGCUUUUGGGAUUACUGGCUAGAAACAAUUGUAAUGAAAUGUACUUGAUUGAUUCACUAAACAGGGAAAACAUCCGAGUUUCUAUAAUUGGGGAUACGACUAAGCUCCCAAGUUCACUGCAGGAAUUGAUAGCCAAUGUACAGGAAAGCACAAAGAAUAAUUCUCGUCUCCAACUGGUUGUUGCAGUGAGCUAUAGUGGGCAGUAUGACAUUGUUCAAGCUUGCAGAAAGAUUGCCAUCAAAGUAACGGACGGUGUUCUCGCUCCUGACGAUGUGACUGAGUCUCUGGUUGAAGAGGAACUUGUGACGAGUUGUACAAAGUUCCCCUACCCCGAUCUGCUUUUACGGACUAGUGGUGAACUUAGGAUUAGCAAUUUCUUCUUGUGGCAGUUGGCAUAUACAGAACUGUUCUUUUCACCAUCCCUCUGGCCUGAUUUUGGAAAAUUUGACUUUCUAGAGGCUUUACGAACCUUCCAAUGUAGACAACGACGUUAUGGAGUAAAGAGUAUUGAGUAGUUAGUUAUUUUUCUCUUUCUUUCUUGUUCUUUUGUGAAAGGAGGAACAUAGAAUAGUAACUAUUGACGUCCACUAAGCAAGUUCCAAUAACCACUUGAGUUUCUCAUUGGGACAUACAAGAGCUGACUCUGCAAACUGCCUUGGAGUUUUCUGAAAAUUGUCUGAAGAAAGCUGCAUCUUUCUCCUGGGAGAAUUUGGGUACUGAAAUAUUACUUUCAUGUUUAUCUUGUUAACAAUUUAAGACGAGCAAGCUCAUCCGAAGAUGCAUGUACUUUUCUUGAUAUUACUUCAGUCUCCAGAGUGCAAGUGCUCUCUGUACCUAAGCCCGUGAUAACAGCAUCAGCUAAAUUGCUGGGAUGGAGUGAACUGCACCAAGCUUGCCAGAUUGCUUCAAAUGAUAUGUAUAGUAUCAGGUACACGCAUUAUGCUACACGACUACACCAUUUUGACAGAAAAAGAAAUGCUGAAUAACAUAAUCUUUGUCCAAUUGUUUACACAUAUUGU
Messenger RNA from Morus notabilis, 1626 nucleotides. RefSeq names its product dehydrodolichyl diphosphate synthase 2. The record is from RefSeq and is a predicted model, not a curated record. NCBI's taxonomy places the organism in Eukaryota, Viridiplantae, Streptophyta, Magnoliopsida, Rosales, Moraceae. The transcript is spliced from 4 exons. Gene Ontology annotation, biological process: response to cold; plastid membrane organization; polyprenol biosynthetic process. The coding region runs from base 22 to 1122 and encodes 366 amino acids. Gene Ontology annotation, cellular component: chloroplast stroma.